Dermatophagoides farinae (American house dust mite) is the source of this 1168-nucleotide messenger RNA. The record is from RefSeq and is a predicted model, not a curated record. Lineage: Eukaryota; Metazoa; Arthropoda; Arachnida; Sarcoptiformes; Pyroglyphidae.
CAUUUGGUAAAAUCUACUUUGUCUAUUUUGACUUUAUUGGAUAUCUGAAGCUUAUCAAAAGGUUGCGUGUUCAAAUCAAAAUGCGUGGUCAAAAUUUAUUUUUAUUUUAUUGUAAAAAUUGCUACUAUAUUCACAGUCUACUUUGUCUAUUUUGACUUUAUUGAUAAUUUAAAAUGUAGCAGUAUAGAAAUAUGAGAGGAAAAUUUUUGUACAGGAAAACAAUGUAAUGUAAUUGCACAGCGUUAUAUCGAAACAGCGUUAAGCGGGGUAUUACUGUAUUUGAUUGUUUACGGAAUUUUCAGCCAUACGUGUCAUUUAAUCAUGGAAGCCACCCAACAACAACAGUCAGCAUCUAAAACAAAAUCUAAUCCGAAUCGAUUUCCAUUAAAUCAAUCAACACAAUCAUUACCGCCAUCAUCACCACAAUGUUCUAUGAUUUUCAUCGAAUAUCAACUCAUGAAAGAAUUCGUUUUGUUUCAAAAACAAGAAUUUCUUCAUGUCUACAUAUCACCAUCUCAUGAAUCUGCAUUUGAAUGGUUUGGAGUAAUGUUCAUCCAUCAUGGUUUAUACAAAGGAAAAAUAUUUCGCUUCUCUAUACACAUCAGCCCAUCAUAUCCUAAUUGUGAUAUACCGAAAAUAAUAUUUGAUCCAAUACCUCACCAUCCGUUGAUAAAUGAACAGACUGGUGAACUGGACAUGUCCAGUAAAUUCAUUAAAUGGAAUUCGACGUGUAAUUUUAUAUUUGAAGUAAUUGAAUUUGCCAAGCGAGUAUUCGAAUUUGAUGAUAUCGAACAAAUAAAACACUUGGCCAAUAUUGAUAAAUUAAAUUAUGACACGGAACAAUUGAAAACAAUGAUCGAAGAUAAAAUGAAUAAUUUCAAUGAUCGUGUCAUGAAUAUAAAACGCGAUGAUAAAAACUAUAUUGAUUUUACUGAGCCAGAAAACUCUUCCAUAAUCGACAAAGUAAAACAUAAAUUAUUAACAGAAAAAUUCUCUUUGGAUUCUGGUAUUGAUUAUCUUGGUGCCAAUGGUAAUAUAUCCAGUGCAGUAGAACAUCCCAAUCGUAAUUAUUGUACAACUUCGAUCUCUGGUCUAUCUUGGGCGAAAAAAAUUGUUUACAAUUGAGCUAUCAAUCAUCAAUAUAAUUAUUUGCCUUCAUAUUUUGAUU